Molecule: messenger RNA, 231 nt
Organism: Penicillium psychrosexuale
Lineage: Eukaryota; Fungi; Ascomycota; Eurotiomycetes; Eurotiales; Aspergillaceae
Product: Major facilitator superfamily domain general substrate transporter
Exons: 1
Coding region: 1-231 (76 amino acids)
Source: RefSeq, a predicted model, not a curated record
AUGUACGAAUCGAUGAGAUUCUCGAGCACAUCAUCUUGUCUACCCGUCAUCGCAAUUUGCAUCGGUCUCGUAUCAGGACUACUCACCCACGCACAAGAUCACCGAACAAUCGUCAAAUACGAAGAGCAAGGCAUUGCAGUGAGACCAGAGCACAAACUUCUCGGCUUCUCAAUCGGCGCUCCUGUGCUGGCAGCAGGUCUGUGGUGGUUCGAAUGGACAAUCCACCUAUGA